AUGUUGACAGAGUAUAGUAAUGAAUUAUCACAACAACGUGCUGGUGGUAUGGAAAAUUCUCAGUCAAGUUCGGGAACAUGUGGGUCAGGUGGCAAUAGCGGCUUAUGUCGACAUUUGGAUGGUGCUGUUUACAUAUCAGCUUGCGCUACGAAAAUGGAUACCAUUGUUUUCAUGCACAAAUGGAGUGUUGCACAAUUUUCGGCGCAACAAGAACUAUCAUCACCGGGUGAUUUCAUUGAAUCGAACAUAUUUGGUUCAACGGAUUAUGAUUAUCGAUUUCGACUGAAAUUGUUUCCGUGCGGUAAAGACGAAGAAUGUCGAGGAUAUCUUUCCCUAUUUCUUCAAAUUUUCAAAUGCCCAUCUGCAAAGCUCCGCUUUCGCGUAAACUUCUAUAUUGAAGCUGCGGAUGGUCCACGAGGAUGUGCAUUGAAUAAAAAUGUUGUCACUAUCAAUCGUGGUGGGAUUGUUACUGCAUCAAAAUUCUUUUCUACUGAAACUUUAAAGAGUCGCGUCGCUAAAUUCUUACCAGAUGAUGUCUUAACAGUUGGUGUGGAGUUAACCGUAUACGGAGAUCAUAAUUGUACUGAUUUAGAACCUGAUCUGGAUGUAUUUUGUGGGAAUAGUGGUUCUUCGACAUCCGGAAUUCCCUUGGGCAUUAGUGAUGAAGUUAGGACGCGCCCUGACCCACAUUUUAUGGGACGCGAUUUGGGGCAGUUGUUGGAUAGUGGCGACUUUUCAGAUUUCACACUUCAUGUAGGUCGGCGCUCCUUUAAAUGUCACAAAGCAAUCCUUUCAGCACGAUCACCUUUCUUCCAGGCAAUGUUCAGAGAUCAGCAUAAUCAGGAAAGCUUGAGUGGAGAGGUAAAUUUGGAAGAUAUAACCCCAGAAACGAUGGCAUGUGUUCUGGAAUAUAUUUACAGUGAUAACUGUUCGGAAUCAUCAAAGCGAACGAUAGAAAUUUUAGCUGCUGCAGACCGAUUUUGCUUGGAUCGUUUGAAGAAUUUGUGUCAGGAAGCUCUGGUAAGAGACCUGUCACCCAACAAUUUUUGUGAACGUCUUCGAGCUGCAGACAUGUAUAAUGCAUCCAUCUUGAAAUGGAAAAUUUUGAAUUUGUUGCAAAAACACCGCAACUACAUUAUCGAUAAUGAAGACUGGGUCGCAUUGGAAAAUGAAUGUCCGUAUUUGGCAGCAACAGUUGCAAGACAUAUGUUAUCUACCGACAGUAUUGGCAAUAUAUUAUCAAGUUCCACUGCCCACAUGAGUAAUUCAAAUCAGUAUAAUGAAGCAAUAUCGAUCAAGAGACCACGACUUGGCUAA
Messenger RNA from Acanthocheilonema viteae, 1317 nucleotides. NCBI's taxonomy places the organism in Eukaryota, Metazoa, Nematoda, Chromadorea, Rhabditida, Onchocercidae. The record is from the annotation of a GenBank genome assembly.